Messenger RNA from Exophiala dermatitidis NIH/UT8656, 2563 nucleotides. RefSeq lists its product as uncharacterized. The coding region runs from base 826 to 2178 and encodes 450 amino acids. Lineage: Eukaryota; Fungi; Ascomycota; Eurotiomycetes; Chaetothyriales; Herpotrichiellaceae. The transcript has a single exon. The record is from RefSeq and is a predicted model, not a curated record.
GACUAAUCAACCUAUAUCAUCAUCAUCAUCAUUACCAUCAUCAUCAUCAUCACAUAGUUGUGAUGGCUUCCCGGGCACUGAAUCCUCGGACCGCCUCCCGGACGAUGUCGAUCUGGUCGCCUUUAGGAGAAGCGCAAUUUCAGCGCAGCAUUAGCACACUCUGGAAAGCUACACGGGGUCGGCCGAAAGACCCGCAAUGCUAUUCCCUUGCAUUGCAAAAAACGCCCGACGACGGCUUGCUGCCGGUUGCACUUGAGGUACAAAUCACGAAUGGCAUCGCGUUCAUCGCCGCGGCCAAGAAAGGUGUGGAAUUUGUGUCCGCGGUUGCAAUCGAAACACCACGGAAUCCAUCAGAUGGAUUGAGACUGAAUCUUGCUGCCAACGAAGAUGUCUCUCAAGCUGUGAAGGACUGUUUAGAUGAGAUAAUUACAAGCGUGAGUCAUGUAGCGCGCGGAGGUUAGUUGAUAAACGAUAUAAUGGGAUGUAGGAACGAACCCUCACGGGCUUCCAGAAAAGACGACCUUUCAAUGCAAAGAUGAUAUUUUGACUUUACUGGUACAGCUUCACCGUCCGCGCAUUAAGGCCCGCCUCCAAACCAAAAAAUCUCGCUAUCUUGUUCAGCAAGGCCUGGAGAAUAUAUUGCUGAGCUUGGCAGAGGACUCGGAAUCUCCACAGCACUCCCUAUUGUUUAGCCGCCUUGCAAUUCUGUGCGAGGCUUUGAGUCAGUACUGCAACCAAAUCGAGAAAUCCCGGACGAUCGAGGACAUCAAGAAAGUCGUGCGUGCGUGCUACGACUUCUUUGAACUCGCCCCAACUGGAGAAUGUAUGAAAAAUAUGCUUGAUCGGGGAGGUGUCGAUAUGGAUGAGUCGCGAGGAAAUCCCCACCUCCGACAGGUCGGGAAAAUCGCCACGCUAUGUCACAUUGCCGAGAUGUUGGCUCUGCUGGCCACCCACCAUAGAUUUCGCCCCUUGUGCGUCAACCUCGGUAUCCGAUAUCUGCCAGGCUACAGAACAAUCCAGUCACCCAUUCCUGCCGUCGAUGGCGGUAGUGAAGCGUGUCGCGUCCAUGCCGAAGUGCAGCUGGUGGUAGAGUUUGACAUUAGGCAGACCUCAGGAUGGCAUAAACCACGGGUGAUCGGCUCUAGUAAAGCUCCGUGCUAUCUCUGUGAGCUGUUCAUCAAUCGACAUGGUCAAUAUUUUGUUCCCCGAACCCACGGAAAAUUGACUCCUCGAUGGACCAUCCCAGAUCUUAAUCGAUUCAGCCACGGUCAUGUCUGCCAAUACCGGGGUAUUAUCAAGAGUAUGAAUUGCGAGCUCCAAAAGCCAGUGACAGUGCCUCAAGGACCACGUUUGGACCCAGCCAUGAGCUGGCAGGCCUUCUCACAACUGGAUCUGGCUGUGUUUCAAACAAUACCUACCAGUCAUGCCAGGUUAACGCCACCUCACUUACAGGCCGUUCCGCCCAGUGCAGUGACCCCUGAUCUUGACAGGCAACUUGAUGCCACUUUGAGCUUGCCGGACUCGGGCGGAAAUGAUGGACCUCAAAAAUUUGUGUAUAGGUCAACAGCAAAAGCGGUGAACUUGUCUUCACGAAGUCAAACUCCAGGAUUGACGGCAUUGCAUGUAACUCCGAACAGUUUCCACGACAAUAGCUUCUCAGUGGCGAACAGCACAUCCGGCUCUGCUUCGAGUCUCCAAAGUCGCCAUCAGGGCCAAUACUCACCUCAAGAGAUACACCUAGAACAGUCCGGAUCUUCUAUGAGUCUCGAUUCCAAGCAGCCUCCACCAGCUGCUCCAGUCGUGAAGGAUCAUGAAGCUCAGCUCUGCGAUAUAUUGUUCGAGUGUAGUAUGAAUGAACAGAUCAGCAUGCCACAUUGGAACAACACGAGCCGAAGAAUCAAUUUUCACGACAAGGAGCUCUUUCUUGAAAUUGAGCAUCCGACAACGGCCCAGAUGGUCGUCGUACAAUGCUCCAGGCCCAAGCAACCAGUAUCUCAUCCAGUUAUCGAGGUUGAUAAAUUAAAGGCUGGGGUCCCACUUGAGGUAGACACUGGGGGCCACCCAAGUGCAUACGGAAUGAUAUUUCUCACCAAGGCUAACACUGCAGGAAAUAAUCAAUGGUGGGCAUGUAUUUGGAAAGGGAAGAGCUGCCCCAGAGACGGUUGGAUAGGCUGCUGAACGAAACAUGCGUCCCAAAGACAAGAUAGAACGGCUGCGCAAGGAGCUAGAUGAUAUGAAGAGCGAAAUCAAGCAUGUUCGAGAAGAACGCACACAGUUUGCCAACGCUACUCUUUGAGAUGAUGAGUUCUUGGAGAUGAUGCGCGUUGUCGUUCGUAAAGAACGUUCACACUAGUCUGCGGACUUGGCAACUCGUCGACCACCAAGAAAGAGUGAGGAUCUACUGCUGCUUAGUGUUCCAACCUAAGCUAAAACUAUACCCAAACUCUUUGAAGUGCCGACAUUAGCCCCUCUUGCACCAUAACAUAUAUUUGCAAGCGUUAUUGAACAGACUAUAUCGAGGCCCCACCGCUAGUCAGGAGUGCGUAAUAUGCGUUCGAAAGCC